AUGGAUGAUCUACUCCGAUUUUUCGGUCCCCGCUGGGACCAUCCCACCUGGCUGCAGGAGAUCGUCUUCGCCAUUGCACCAGCCAGCCUCUUCCUGAUCGCAUCAGGGGUUCGAAUCGCUCUUUUGAAGGGUCGAUCGGUCAAGGUCAGCCCGACCCACCGAUCCCCCGUCAGGGUGGCCCUCCUGGCCCUCCUGGUGGUCCUACGACUUGCCAUUCUGGUACUUGCGGCCAUCGAUUCGGCGGCGAAGGCCUCUGUGCUCGCGGCAGCCUUCGACUUCCUGGCCGCCAAUGCCCUCCUGGCCCUAUCCAGCUACGAACACACCCGGUCGGUCGCCCCGUCUGCUAUCAUUGCCCUCUACCUCGUGGUGACCACUCCCCUCGAUCUGUUUCGCGCUCAGAUGCCCCUUUUUCGGGACACCCCAGCAGAAGUCAUCGCGACCGUUGGUCUCGUGGCGGUGGCUCUCAAGGUCGGCCUCAUCUUCUCGGAGGCCUCGUCCAAACGGCACCUUCUGCUCGCAGAAUACCGCCAUCUGUCCCCCGAGGCCACCAGUGGUCCAUACAGCAGAGCUACACUCUGGUGGAUCAAUCCACUUCUCGGGAGAGGCUACUCGAACGACCUGGGGAGCUGGCUCCGCCACGACGAGCCCCACGCGUAUAGCCUCCUGCAGGUCGUCUUCUCCGUUCUGAGAUGGCGUUUCGUCGCGGCGGGUCUCCCCCAGGUCCUCCUCGUCGGAUUCAAGUUCGUGCAACCGGUCCUGAUCCGACAGACCAUCGACUAUGUCACCGACCAGGAUACGGACUUUGGGACGCGGGGAUCUCGCCUGGUCGCCGCGUAUGCCCUCGUGUAUGCCGGACUGGCCCUCCUCGGGGCAUCCUCGGGGUAUCGCAUGACCCGCUUCAUCGUCAGUCUGCGCGGGGGCCUGGUGUCCCUGAUCUAUCGGAAGACCCUCGCCUUGAGCAGCACCGCCGGGCAGGAGAGGGCCGCCCUGACCCUGAUGUCGACCGACGUCGAGCGCAUCACCGUCGCGUUUCGCUCCCUGCACACUGCCUGGACCGCCGUCAUCGAGGUCUCCGUCGCCCUCUAUCUGCUGUACACCCAACUCGGCGCCGGCUUCAUCGCCCCGGGCGUCUGCUUCGCGUGCGCCGUCGCCGCCAUGACGGUGUGCACCCGGCUCUUCCCCCGGUUCCAGACCGUCUGGGUGGAGGCCAUCGGGGCGCGCAUCGCCUCCACCGCGGCGAUGCUGGGCGCCAUCCGCAGCAUCCGCCUGCUGGGACUGUCCGACGUCGUGGGCGAUCUGACCCACGGCCUGCGCGUGCGCGAGAAUGUCGUCGCCCGCAAGAUCCGAUCGCUCAUCGUCUUCCAGGUCGUCUUCCAGAAUAUCACCAGCAUCGCCGCCCCCCUCGCGACCUUGGCCGUCUACAUCAUCCACGCCACCGCGGGGGCCACGCGCCUGCGGGUGUCGACGGCCUUCUCGAUCCUCUCCAUCCUGCAGCUCCUCGAACCGCCGUUGAUGCUGUUGUUCCAGGAGCUGCCAGGCCUAGCGGCAUCUCUGGCGUGCUUUACGCGCAUCCAAACCUUCCUCCUCACCCCCUCGCGUGAGGAUCGUCGGGCUCUGCGGGUGCCCGAAGAAGGGCAGUCCUCCGACAUCCUGACCCUGCAGGACUGCUCGUUCGGGUGGACCGUCGACGAGCCUGUCCUGCGCAACGUGAACCUGUCCGUCCCACGCGGGUCGGUGGUGAUGGUCAUCGGGCCCACGGGCGGUGGCAAGAGCACGCUGCUCAAGGGCAUCCUGGGCGAGACUCCAUACGCCACCGGAUCCGUCACCCUGUCGACCCCGUCGAUGGGCUUCGCCGACCAAGAGCCGUGGAUGCUCAAUACGACCAUCAGAGCUGGGAUCUGCGGCGAGUCCCCUGCCGAUGAAGCGCUCUACCAGGCCGUCAUCGACGCCUGUGGCCUGCGCGAGGACUUGGACAGCUUGCCCAGGCGCGACCAGACGGUGGUGGGAUCCAAGGGUAUCGCGCUCAGCGGCGGCCAGAAGCUGCGACUCGCCCUCGCGAGGGCGGUCUUUGCCCGGAAAGAACUGCUGCUCCUGGACGAUGUGUUCAGUGGGCUCGAUGCCGACACUGAGGAGCAGAUCUUCCGCGCCCUCUUCAGUCAAGCGGGCCCCUGGCGACGUCAGGGCACCAGCGUUGUGCUCGUCACCCAUGCCGUGGCGCGCCUGGCCUAUGCCGAUUGGAUCGUGGUGCUGUCGGAGGAUGGACGCAUUUCCGAGCAGGGAACAUAUGAAAGCCUCCGGGCAAACACUGGCUAUGUUUCCGGUCUGGCAGUCAACUUCAAAGACACAGUGGGCAGUGACGAUCUUCCCACCCCGGGAGACGAAGCCACCAAACAGUCCACUACCGAGGUCACCGAGAUCGAGGAGGAUCCCAAGAAGUCUGCCAUCAAACAGGGAGGGGACUGGCACACCUUUCAGCACUAUUUCUCCACGGCCGGCUGGGGUCCCAUGGGGCUGGCUGCUCUAUGGAGUCUCGUGUAUGUCACAUCCAUCAAGGCCCCCGGGCUGCUGAUAGAAUACUUCACGGACCCGGACGGGACCACCAUCUCCUCGAACACCCGAUUCAUCAUCGCCCUGAGCAUCACCAGUGUCGUCUCAUUGAUCUCCCUCAUGGCGCUCGUCUGGGGAUUGUUCCUGGACAUCAUCCCCCGGGUAUCGAACGGGAUGCACCGCCAGCUUCUCGACACGGUCCUGCGAGCCCCCCUGGCCUUCUUCACCGUCACGGACUCGGGGACCACCCUGAACCGGUUCAGCGAGGACCUCACGGUGAUCGACAACGAGUUGCCAGGCGUGCUGAUCGGGACAAUGCUGCAACUCGCCCUGUUUUUCAUCGGGGGUGCCAUCAUGGCCGCGACCAGCUCGUACCUGAUCACCACCAUCCCCUUCGUCAUCGCGGCCCUCAUCGCUGUCCAGCGGUUCUAUCUCCAGACCUCCCGCCAGAUCCGCCAGCUCAACCUCGCCUACAAAGCCCCUCUGUACACCCACUUCCAGGAAACCCUGUCCGGGCUGGUCAGCGUCCGAGCCUUUGGGUGGGAGGAGCCGUUCGGUGCGCGGAACGCAUCUCUGCUGGACCAGAGCCAGCGGCCCCUGUAUCUUCUGCGCUGCAUCCAGACCUGGUUGGGGCUGGUGCUCAAUCUCCUUGUGGCCGCCCUGGGCACGAUCCUGAUGAUGACGAUCGCGGACCUGCCCGACCUCGUGGACCCGGCCCUCGUCGGGCUGGGCUUGCUGAACGUCAUGAGCUUCAACGAGAACCUGUCCGAGCUGAUCCAGGUCUGGAGCUUGACUGAAACCUCCAUCGGGGCCAUCGCCCGCGUGCGAGACUUCGUCGCCCACACCGACAGCGAAAACAAGCCCCGAGAAGUCGUCGAGCCAUCGACCGACUGGCCCGCCGAGGGUGCCGUCGAGAUCAGCCAUGUAACGGCAAGCUAUAGCGGGUCCUCCGACCCCGUGCUGCAAGACAUCACGCUCAACAUUCGCCCUGGGGAGAAGAUCGGCAUCUGCGGCCGCUCGGGCAGUGGCAAAUCGUCCCUUCUGGCCUCGUUGUUCCACCUGUUGGAAUACCGGGGCGGUUCGAUCACAAUCGAUGGCCAGGACCUGGCCCAGGUCCCACGCAACGUGCUCCGACAGCGACUCAACGCCAUCUCCCAGGAGACCUACUGGGUGUCCACCGAGACCGUGCGGUUCAAUCUCGAUCCGUGGGGCGCGACCACGCAGGACGACGCGGCCCUGAUCGAGGCGUUGCGGAAAUGCCAGAUCUGGCCCGUCAUCGAAGAAAAGGGCGGCCUGAAUAUGCGGAUGGAUGCCGAGUUCCUGAGCCACGGCCAACGGCAGCUGUUCUGUCUGGCCCGGAGUCUGCUGCGAAAGAGCCGGAUUGUGGUCCUGGACGAGGUGUCCGCGAGUGUCGACGUCAAAACGGACGAGCUGCUACAGGCCGUAAUCCGCGAGGAGUUCCACGGCUGCACCAUCAUUGCGGUGGCCCAUCGCCUCAACACCAUCGUCGACUUCGACCGGGUGGUGGUGCUUCAUGGCGGACAGGUGGUGGAGUCGGGGGCUCCGCAGGACUUGUUGGCCCAAGAUGGGAGUCGGUUCAAGGAGCUCUAUGAGAUGUGA
Messenger RNA from Aspergillus heteromorphus CBS 117.55, 4167 nucleotides. RefSeq names its product P-loop containing nucleoside triphosphate hydrolase protein. Gene Ontology annotation, cellular component: membrane. The transcript has 3 exons. Gene Ontology annotation, biological process: transmembrane transport. The coding region runs from base 1 to 4167 and encodes 1388 amino acids. Lineage: Eukaryota; Fungi; Ascomycota; Eurotiomycetes; Eurotiales; Aspergillaceae. Gene Ontology annotation, molecular function: ABC-type transporter activity; ATP binding; ATP hydrolysis activity. The record is from RefSeq and is a predicted model, not a curated record.